CAUAGACGAAUUUAGAAAAUUCGUCAUGUCCUGCCAAUAUAAAUACGACCUACAACACAAACGAAGGAUACCUCAUUGGAUCUGACAGGGUAGAUCUAAAGCCGGGAAAAAAUCAUGGCUGAAUUUCAAACUGAACCGGUCGGGACAAACAUUGCAAUAGAUACGGAGCACUCUUUAGUGAGCAGUGACCAACUGGAUACUUCAGUGUGCCGUAGACACAGCUCGUCAACAGAAGAUCUUUUCAAUUCAAAACAUGAUUCCAUUUUUGAGGCUCAUGGCGAAACAUCUUGCGAAAUAAACGAAGAAAAAUUGGAUGACUGCAAAGAAUUUGACAUUUUUCAAGACGAUGACCAUGAUUUUGAUGACGAAAAUUGGUGGCCUUCUCCUCCUGACCUCGGGGUUGAAAAUAGCUCCACUGCUUGUGAAAUCCUACAAACAGUCUGCAAUGCUGCCCUGGAGAAUUUUGAUGUCAUUUUACAGAGAACUACAAGGGAACGAUCGUCAGAGUUGAAUGAGUUGCAGAAUACAGCAAGACCUGUCACAGGGACAAGUGCACGACAAAAUCUGCUCCAGUUUUUCUCCAGAGACACAAAUUCUUCAUCAGUUUCAAAUCAAAACUCAGACAGUCAGCCCUCAGAAGACAUUCAAAGUUUGAUACAAAGAAGUAUUGUUUCAUCAGCAUUGAGAAGGCAUGAGUUCCGAAGUGCUCUAGAGCAAUCUCUGGCCACUAGGUUAAUGCCGCAGGCUUCUGCUACUAGCAAUUCUAUCACAAGGAUUGUUCAAGAAGCAGCAAGGUCAAUAAGUGGUGCCUCUACCCCAUCAUUGCACACACAAGACUUUGAAACUGCCUCUGUCAUUAGUGAAACCACAACAAAUGACUUCUCUGAUGCUGCCAGUGAAAUUGAACAUCUGCAGAGAGUGCUUGAUGCUGGUGUUCAAGUUCUUAGUGAAACAAUUGAAGAAGACAUUGCACAAAUCCGUCACCUUCAUGUUGUUAGCUCUGUUCUAGGUGGCAGUUUUAGAAAUAACCUGGAAAGAUUGUUUCAGGAGCGUGCUCAAAAUGUUGGUGGUGGUGAAAUUGUGGAGCAGUUCAUCAGGUCAUUACCACGCUCCAAUCGCCAACCUCCAAGAACAGCUAAUCAUAGCAAUAUCAGUCAAAGAAGGACUUCGUCAAGACCAAUGACUGGCACUCAAAGGCAACAACUUACUACUGAAGUUAACUCCUUGAAAACACAAAUGGAUGAGAUGAAAAGGAUGUUGCAGACAACAUUAGAGAUUCAAAUGGAGACACAGCGGUCCAUACGUCAAGAAGUUUCAGCUGUAUUCGCAGCUUUUAUGGAGCAAGUUGGGCAAGCCUCUGGCUCUGUUUCCUCUAAUCAAUUCAGAAUCCCAGAGAGAGAUCUGUCAGGCCCUGUUUCUGCUGGUUCAUGCGUCAUUUGUCUUGAUAAUCAAGUUGACACUGUUUUGUAUCAAUGCGGCCACAUGUGUGUUUGCAACAUGUGUGGCUUACAGCUGAAAAUGGAUGGACAUCGCUGCCCCAUGUGUAGGGCUCCAAUCCGAGAUGUUAUCAAGGCUUACAAAGCACAGUAAAACAACAGACAAUGUCAUUUUUCUAGUAUCAGAAAUUCUCAAGAUUUUGAAUAAUGUAAUUAUUGGUUUGUAAUAACUUAUUAGUAUAUUCUGUGAAAAUAUUCUCUCUCUCAAAUUAACUUUAGUUGUAACCUAUAAUUUUUUCAUUUCUGAUUUUUGGGCAUUUCUUUUUUGUUUACUCAAUACUGUAUAGAUCCGCUAUUGCAAAUGUAUUUGGAUAUUUUGUGUCAAUAAAAGAUUAAUUAACUGUUAAAA
This is a messenger RNA of Rhopilema esculentum, 1845 nucleotides long. RefSeq lists its product as uncharacterized. Lineage: Eukaryota; Metazoa; Cnidaria; Scyphozoa; Rhizostomeae; Rhizostomatidae. The record is from RefSeq and is a predicted model, not a curated record.